Molecule: messenger RNA, 702 nt
Organism: Diceros bicornis minor
Lineage: Eukaryota; Metazoa; Chordata; Mammalia; Perissodactyla; Rhinocerotidae
Product: glycylpeptide N-tetradecanoyltransferase 2-like
Exons: 4
Coding region: 1-702 (233 amino acids)
Source: RefSeq, a predicted model, not a curated record
AUGCAGGCUGCGGGGUCUGGAGCUCGGCUCCUGCGCCCGGCUGCGGCUCGAGACCACCCCCCACUGCCACCCGCGCCCCCACCCCCGGGCGAUCGGGGAUGCGCGGCCGCCUCCCCGCCCCGCCCCGAUCGCGGUGGGCGGGCCCAGGCCGGGCGGGGCGGGCGGGCGCGGCGCCCCGGGCUCCGGGCUCCGAGGAGACGGCGGGCGGCUCUAGAGGGAGCUGCUCGCGCCGCCGCCGCCGCCUCGCCGGCCCCACGCCCGGGCCGAGCGCCGCCUCCGGGUCCGCGCCGCCGCGAUGGCGGGGACAGCGAGUCUGCGGCCAGCCAGCAGAGCCUGGAGCUGGACGACCAGGACACGUGCGGGAUAGACGGGGACAAUGAGGAGGAGACGGAGCACGCCAAGGGAAGUCCCGGAGGGGAUUUGGGUGCCAAAAAGAAAAAGAAGAAACAGAAGAGAAAAAAGGAGAAACCAAAUUCCGGAGGCACCAAGUCCGACUCGGCAUCGGAUUCCCAGGAGAUUAAAAUCCAGCAGCCUUCAAAAAAUCCCACCAUUCCAAUGCAGAAGUUGCAGGAUAUCCAGAGAGCCAUGGAGCUGUUAUCUGCAUGCCAGGGCCCUGCCAGGAAUAUCGAUGAGGCUGCCAAACACAGAUACCAGUUUUGGGACACGCAGCCGGUACCCAAACUGAGAUUCUCCAGCUCCUAG